CUAAGCUGUGCACUCGAAGUCGGUCGACUAACGGGUAUAUAAUGAGUAGCAGUACACUGAUUGAGGUGUUCGGUCACAUCGCGUUCAGUUUUACACGAGGUGUUACAGAGCAUUACAACCCUGAAGAACCUGAAUUUACGGCGGAGUCCUUUGGCUACGAUCCUUUAGAAAGCACCGGACGAGAAUGGUAUUAUCAUCCUGCUGAUGAGUUUAUAUUUCAGGAAUACAGCGAUAGAAGAGACACAGCUUUUUCUUCUUUUCCGUCAAGUCUGAUUGAUGCGAGAUGUAUAGACGCGUGCGCACCAGAGGAAAAUGAAGAGACAUUAGACAACGAACAAGAUGAAGAUCGAGCAAUGGCUUGGAAGCGGCUCAGACCAUCCGCUCUUUCCACAGUGGGGAAAGCAAUGUGUAAUGGGGCACUGAUUUCACUGAUGAUGGCCACUCUCAUAGGCUCGCUAUUCAUGUUGAUCACUUAUCUCUCGUAUAAAACUGAACUCAACUGUCAGUUUCACUCCAAAGAGUCAAUUCCGGUACAAGUUCAGUGGAUCAUUUCAAUAUCUGGUAUCCUCUUCUGUGCUCUUCUGUACAUGUGGUUUUUCGCAAGUGUGAUUUUGUUAUUUCGCCCAUUUCAGCUGAUCGGGGUGAAGAAAAAACUUAUUUUAGUAACUUUUCUACUGUAUGGCUUGGAUACACUUUAUCGUGUUAUUCUUCAAGUGUUUCAAGUAAAUCAGACAAAGGCUUUCAGGAAGCAAAAGAUCCCUCUCCAUUUUUUGUUUCUUAUGAGUAUAUGCGGGCAAGUUUAUCUUUUAAUGAGGCAUUUUUUGAGAGGACGUUCGAGAAGACAACAGGCAAUCUUUUUCUUUCAAAUGAUUCUGCCAUCCUGUUUUAGCUUCCUUCUGGGUUUCAUCGCAACUGUUUCCAUUUACCCAGCGUACAACAGACAAAACAAGGAAGGAAAACUUCUAAUCGCUAUUUUCGCUCCGCUUGUUGGAGUUGUACUUAAAGUAAUUUCUAGGAUUCCCGUUCAGCGGUUGUGGAAAUUUACUCAUCCUGGAUAUUCUUACGUGUUAUUGGCGCCGGUGUAUUNUUAA
Stylophora pistillata is the source of this 1091-nucleotide messenger RNA. RefSeq lists its product as uncharacterized. Lineage: Eukaryota; Metazoa; Cnidaria; Anthozoa; Scleractinia; Pocilloporidae. The record is from RefSeq and is a predicted model, not a curated record.